UUUUUUGGUAAAAUCAUCCUACUAUGACUGAAUCUAACACAAAAGACUACGCUCAUCUCGAAACAAGGAACAGUUCCUUUGAAGGUAAGCCAAAUGCAUUGUGCAAUUAUAAAUGUUUUCUCUCUCACACAUUAAUGAUUUAGAAGAAUCAGAACAUAAUGUUACUGAUUACUUACUACCGAAAGAACAUGUUCCUGGAAGUGAUCUAAUAAGCAAGGCAGUACUAAAUGAUACCAGAAUUAUCAAUAUUAUCAGUAAAAGUUUGGUUAGCGCCUCAGAAGAUCAAUAUACCGCUGCACCAAAUGGAUUCCUGAACAAAUGUGCUUGCGAUGUUCUAUAUCUUCCUAAAACCAUCAACAGUGAAUACCCUCCAAUAAUGAUAGAGGUUCAAAAGGAUAUCAAUGAAAAGUACAUGUGUCGUGCAGUAAAAUAUUCUACUUUGGUAUAUGAAAAAUAUGAAAAAUAUCCAGUUGUUUUAAUAGUUGGUGUAUCCAGCGUAACCGCGUUAGUAAACAACAUACUAGCUCCUGCCACAAGUCAUCCAUUUAGUAAAGAAAUUUCCAGUCUGUUUUGGGCAAAACGUUGUCUUCUAAUGUCAUCAACAACUCUAUCAACAGUUGAAUCAAGUCAACAAUUGGAUCCUUUAGCGGCAAUUGGUUUAUUUUUGUGUUCUCAAAAACUUUCCAUAACACAUCUUGUAAGUGGUGGUCAAGAUGCAACGAUGAAACUUUUGUACAAGAUAGCUGUGGAAAACGUUAAGCAAUUACUUGGUGAAGAAGAAGAGAAAUCAAAAGGAAUCGAAGCAAUAUGUGGCAACACUUAUGUCCAACUUGAAAAAAUUAAGAGCUGUAUUGAAAAUGGUAAUGCUGAGUUCCUUGAUAAGGCGCUUCUAUAUAUCGAAGACACUUCCAUCUAUUUGAAUAGACAAAAAAGAAAAUUUACAACUGGAAGAGAUGCAACACCCAUCCCAGAAACCGUAGCCUUAAAAUACUUGAAGACUAAGGAUAUUCAACCAAAAGAACGUAACGAAGCCCAUUUUAAUGAGCUCAAGGAAUAUGUUGAACAGUUUAGGAAGGGAAGAUUAGGAAGAAUAAGCUGGAAACAAUGCUUAUUAAAGGGCUACGAAGACAAUAUCAAUGCAAUAAAACAGUAUACGACAAGUGAAAGUCUGCGAUCUCAGUACAAUAAGCAUUUCAAAUAAUUCUUCUGUUUUCUAUCGAAAAUAAAUAUAUUAUAUUUAUUUUAUUGACAUAUACUUUUUUAUUAUAAUAAAC
Messenger RNA from Mycotypha africana, 1274 nucleotides. RefSeq lists its product as uncharacterized. NCBI's taxonomy places the organism in Eukaryota, Fungi, Mucoromycota, Mucoromycetes, Mucorales, Mycotyphaceae. The transcript has a single exon. The coding region runs from base 113 to 1201 and encodes 362 amino acids. The record is from RefSeq and is a predicted model, not a curated record.